Daucus carota subsp. sativus is the source of this 2934-nucleotide messenger RNA. RefSeq lists its product as uncharacterized. Lineage: Eukaryota; Viridiplantae; Streptophyta; Magnoliopsida; Apiales; Apiaceae. Bases 353 to 2755 code for a protein of 800 amino acids. The record is from RefSeq and is a predicted model, not a curated record. The transcript has 3 exons.
AAUUACUAAAAGCGUUUACUUUAUGUUUCAUUUUAAGAUUAUCUUGACAUUAUCGUAUUUUUAUUAAAUUCUAUUCUACCACCAACCUACUAUUUCUGCUCGGCGAUCGCCGGAAUCUUCGCCGUCGUUUCGCCGGAAUCUAGCUCUAGAUUUCCUCCCCAGAUAUACACACACAUACCAUAUCUGAAGCUGAUUUGAGACCAGAGGAGCUUUUUGGGAUCUGGGUCUGCUGAUCUGUGCUCUUGUGUGAUUCUGGGAAGUAAACUUGCCCUCAAGCAGACGUCAGAUGUUGUGCACUAUUGGCUCGUUAUAGUUUACCGCUGACGUUUGGGGCUAAAGUUAAGACUACAAGAUGAAACCGAAACAACAGGAGGCUCAUAAAGCAAGAGACAAUGCCUUGAAGCUAUUUGCGGUAAAGGACUUUGUUGGAGCCAAAAAUUAUGCUUUAGAGGCAUACAUGCUGUGUCCUGAACUGGAGGGUAUAUCUCAAAUGGUGACUACCUUUGAUAUAUAUUGUGCUGCUGAAAGAAAGUUUGAUGGAGAAGUUGAUUUCUACUCUGUACUUGGACUGGAGCCAUCUGUAGAGAAGUCGAAAUUGAAGAAACAAUACAAAAAGCUGGCUGUCUUGCUCCAUCCUGAUAAGAACAAAACCGUGGGAGCUGAGGGAGCAUUCAAACUAGUUUCUCAAGCAUGGGCCCUGCUAUCUGAUAAUGCUAAACGAAGAUCUUAUGAUAUGAGUAGAAGUAAAAGAAUGUCAUGUGGGGUUCUCCAGAGUAGCAUGUCUUCAGUUCAAGGAUCCCAAGUUACAGGUUUUGACAAUGGUUCUAAGUCAUUGUCAUCCCAAAGUAAACUCGAUACGUUUUGGACCUUGUGCACUUCUUGUCAUGUUCAGUAUGAAUAUCUUAGGAAGUAUGUGAAUAAGAAACUCUCCUGUAAAAACUGCCGUGGUAUUUUUAUCGCUGCAGAAACAGGACCACCUCCUGUGAGUGCUUCUUUCCCUUACAGUCCUUGGCAAUAUCCACCUGAUAAUGGAUAUGGAAGUCAUGGAUAUAAUGGAGCACAUAUCACAACCUCUGCUGCAGGUUUGACUGGAAAGACGGUUCCAGGAAUUCAUUCUGGUCAUGGAUCUGAGUCUAAUUCUAAUCUAUCGUUUCAAUGGGGUUCAUGUCCUGGAACUUCUGCUGGAAUUGUUGAGCACAGUGGCUUAAUUGCUAAAUCUGCUAAUUCUGUUCAUCAGCCGAAUGGAGUCAGUAUAACUAAUGCCAACGGGAAGCAUAUAAUCUCUAAUGGGCACAUGGGAGCAACAGCCCCCAGGCGUGGCAGACCUCCCAAGAAAUUAAAGGUUGAUAUGUGUCACACAACUCCCAGAGAAAGUGAAGUAAUUGCAUCCAAUGUUAAAUCAGAGGUGAAAUAUAAUAAUGCUAAGAUUUCCGCUCAAGGGGAUAAUUCAAAUAAAAUUUUCUCCAUUGCCCCUGUAUUUGAUGCACGAAAGUUGUUGAUUGACAAGGCAAGAACAGUAAUACGCAAUAAACUAGAAGAACUAAGGUCGUCCUCAGCUGCUGCAGGUGAGGCGCCUUCUGAAGCAACAACUGUGGCUGGUCUUAAUCGUCGAGCAGAAGCGCGGGCAUCUGUAUCAAUACCAAUAACAGUCCCGGACUCGGACUUUCAUGAUUUUGACAAGGACAGAGCAGAAGAAUGCUUUCAGCCAAAGCAGAUAUGGGCAUUAUAUGAUGAAGAGGAUGGCAUGCCUCGACUGUAUUGUCUAAUUCGCCAGGUCAUCUCAGUGAAACCAUUUAAGGUUCAUAUCAGUUACUUAGGCUCAAAAACUGACACUGAGUUUGGAUUAGUAAAUUGGCUGGACUCCGGGUUUACAAAAUCUUGUGGGCAUUUCAGAGCAUUCAAUACAGACAUCAUUGACCAAGUUAAUAUUUUCUCUCAUCAUCUGAGCAGGGAGAAGGCUGGCAGGGGAGGCUGUGUAAGGAUCUAUCCAAAAUGUGGAGACAUAUGGGCUGUAUAUCGUAAUUGGUCACCAGACUGGAGCAGGACCACCCCAGACUCUGUGAGGCAUCAGUAUGAAAUGGUGGAGGUUAUUGAUGAUUAUUCUGAAGAGCUUGGCGUCUGUAUUGCUCCUCUAGUUAAACUUGACGGAUACAAGACAGUAUAUCAGAGAAAUACAGAUAAGAAUGCUCUCCGAUGGAUACCAAGGAGAGAGAUGGUACGGUUUUCACACCAGGUACCAUCUUGUGCGCUAAAAGGAAUAGCCACUAACUUGCCGGAUGGAUGCUGGGAUCUAGACCCUGCUGCAACUCCAGAUGAGCUGCUUCAGGUUGAAGCUGGAAUACAUGCGGAAAAGGCAGCUCACACGAAAAGUUGUGUAGGAACUCCUCUGCAUGUUUUUGAGCCUGAAACGGGAGUACUGGGCGGAGAAAGUCCGCAUUUUCAAGAAGAUAACCUAGAUGCAACUCCUGAAUUAGUUGAAAAAUUAAUUAAUUUGCAAGUGGAAACAACUCCUGAUAAGGUUAUUCAAGACUUGAAUAAAGGGAAAGUGCAAAAGACUCCUGUUGAAGUUCUUCAGGAGUUGAGUGAAGUGCAAGGGGAAAAGCCUGAUCAUGUAGAAAGUUCUUUAACUUCAAUGGACCCUCUUAAUCCUGUAAAAGAGGCACUUCCAUCUUUUCAAGUGGAGCAUCCUGCUGCUCUUCCAUCUUUUCAAGUGGAGAACCCUGGUGCAACUUCACAGAGUUUUUUCCAGAUGUAGCUGAAGCUCCAGAAGAACCAGCGUUUAGUCAGCCAAAUAGUCAUUGAGAUCCUUUAUGUGGUCAUAAAUUUAACAGAUUUAAGAUUUGAUAUGUAUAGAUUUAAACGUGUACCAAAGAGAAAUUCUUAAAUGGAUAGAUAUCUGGAAGGAUCUUAAGCUGAUCCACGGCAUCAGUCCCA